Messenger RNA from Strongyloides ratti, 735 nucleotides. RefSeq names its product O-methyltransferase, family 3-containing protein. The record is from RefSeq and is a predicted model, not a curated record. The transcript has a single exon. Bases 1 to 735 code for a protein of 244 amino acids. NCBI's taxonomy places the organism in Eukaryota, Metazoa, Nematoda, Chromadorea, Rhabditida, Strongyloididae. Gene Ontology annotation, molecular function: S-adenosylmethionine-dependent methyltransferase activity; O-methyltransferase activity.
AUGCCAUUGAUACCACCAGGAGCUAAUCUUGAAAAUAUACGUAAUAAGAGUAGAAAUGAAAAUGUAGCUAAAAGUUAUUCAUCUAGAGCUAAUCCUAUUGCUAAGUAUUGCACAGAUAUAACUGUAAAGCAAUCUCAAUUAGAAAAAGAGAUUAUGCAAAAUACAUUAGAUAAUCAUCAACAAUCUAUGAUGUUAGGAGCACCAGAGGUUCUUCAAGUUGGUAAAAAUUUUAUACGUCUUAUAAAUGCUAAAAGAUGCCUUGACAUUGGUACAUUUACUGGAGCAUCUGCCGUUGCCUGGGCUUCUGCUAUUCCAGAUGAUGGUAAAGUUUAUUCUUUUGAUGUAAAUCAUGAAGCACUUAAUUCAAUUGGUAAACCAUUAAUUGAUGGAGUAGAAAAAAUUGCUAAAAAAAUUUCAUUUGUUAAAGGACAAGCAUUAGAUUUUUUGGAUCAAUCUAUAGCUAAUGGUGAAUCUGGAACAUGGGAUUUUGCUUUUAUUGAUGCUGAUAAACCAAAUUAUCCAAAUUAUUAUGAUAGAUUAAUGGAACUUCUUCGACCUGGUGGAGUUAUCUUAGUUGAUAAUGCCCUAUGGUCUGGUAGAGUUGCUGAUGAUGAGUGUUGUGAUGAAGCAACAAAUGCUAUUAGAAAUUUAAAUACCAUUAUUUCUGAGGACAAUAGAUGUGAUAAUAUGUUGUUUAAUGUUGGUGACGGUUUACAUGUUGUUUUUAAGCUUUAA